Molecule: messenger RNA, 1304 nt
Organism: Episyrphus balteatus (marmalade hoverfly)
Lineage: Eukaryota; Metazoa; Arthropoda; Insecta; Diptera; Syrphidae
Exons: 2
Coding region: 19-1167 (382 amino acids)
Source: RefSeq, a predicted model, not a curated record
GACAUUCUUCCGCAACCAAUGAAAAAUUUAAAUGGCUUUAGCUUUCGUACAAUCAUUCAAAAGGAUAUUCCUCGAACUUUUCCUUACACUGACAAACAAGGACAACAACAAGUUGGAGGUUCUUUUGGUCAACUUUUUGCAGCAUUUCUUCGGAAUCACAAUGCAACUUACAGACAAGUUUUUGUUUACAAUAUAAAUUCAUCACAGUUUAACGUACCUUUAUUAUUCAAUGCAACUUUAGAAAAUCUAAUUGAUAUCAGUUUUAAUGCACAUCCACAAAAUGUCCUUGACUGGAGUUAUCCGGCAAAGAUCAUUUAUACGGUAAUGAUGGUUCCGAUAAAUGGCUACGUCAAUCCACAUGAAUACUUUAAAAGACCAUUUACACUAUCUGCAUGGAUAUGCAUUGGAUUAGCCUUAGUUUGUAUAACAUUGAUGAAAGUUCUUUUAAAUAAAUGCCUUGAGAAACCGUUAGAAUUUUGGCAUAGCUUCAGUGAUACAUUUCGAGCUUUUCUGAUGUUAUCUUCGGAGAAAUCUAUUACUUUUGCUUAUCGUUUGUAUCUUCUGAUAUUUAUUUUUUCUUUUAUAAUUGGCAAUAUCUAUGUGAUCUUUUUUACAUCAUUUUUAACAGCUUUUAUAAAAGUAAAACAAUUCAAUACCAUGCAAGAUUUAAUUGAUAAUAAUUUUCCAAUUUUAGUUUCAAAUAUUGAUUAUAAAUAUUUAGCUAGACCUGAUGGCUAUUCUAGAGAUUUCACAAACUUAUUUGUUCAAGUUGAACACAAGAUUCUCUUUCAAGAACUUUAUUCUAUGAAAAAUACCAGCUACGCUUUUAUACUUGGUAAAGAUAGAAGUGAUUUUCUAAUAAACAUGCAAGCAUCUUUGACGAAGCCUUUAUUUCGAAGAGCUCAAGAGGGUAUUUUAAAUGAUUUCGUUAUGAGAGUCAAGGAAACUGGCCUAAUGUUUAAAUGGGAUGCAGAUGUCAUCUAUCAAGCUCCAAUGGCUGGUUUUGAAAUUGAUAUUGAUCGAAGUGUUGGUGAGAAGCCGUUGCAUGUUGCGUUGAAUUUGCGACAUUUUGAAUUUGCUUGGAAUUGUUUGGCUAUUGGCUGGAGUGUAGCAAUGUUGGUUUUUGUUGGAGAACGCUUUGGGAGAAGUUUGGCUUUUUGGAAAUAAGUCUAUUUGAUUCCAGUAAAAAUUGAACUUAUUUUUAUUAAUUAUACCUAUGUACGUACUUAUUUUAUCAAAAUAUAAAUAAAAUGCUUGAAAGUUAGUUAUUAAAAAAAUAAAUUUUUCGAAAUUUUGUGUUUAAA